This is a messenger RNA of Trichoderma virens Gv29-8, 735 nucleotides long. RefSeq lists its product as uncharacterized. NCBI's taxonomy places the organism in Eukaryota, Fungi, Ascomycota, Sordariomycetes, Hypocreales, Hypocreaceae. The record is from RefSeq and is a predicted model, not a curated record. Bases 1 to 735 code for a protein of 244 amino acids. The transcript is spliced from 8 exons.
AUGGCGGCGGCUGCGGCAUCUGCGGCGUCGUUUCGCGGCAAAAGCGACGGUCAAUGCGAGCCCAUCAGGCUCAACGAGAGCCGCCGUGAAGCGCGGCCCUGCGGCGGUUUCGCCCGUGAAAAAGUCGUCUCACGUGGCCCCCUGCCCAGCAAAAUGCGCCGCAAAGGGCUGACAUCAUGCCCAACUCCCUGCAGUGACGCGCCUACUGGACGAGCAAACACACAAUCGGGGGCGGCAAUGCCGCAGCCGGCACGGGGCCUUGGCGGAACGCAUCCUACACGUGCCCAUCAAGCGGCUACCCUGGAGACCCCGGAUUCCAGCCUUCGACUUACACCACUCCAACAAAUCGUUGCCACUCCCCCUGGACUUAUAGCCGCGAUGCAUGACACUACUGAGCGCUGCCGCUUGCCGCCCUUCCGGCGUCAGCCGCAUCGCCCUGUUAAGCCUGCGGAGUUUACGCCACGAUGUCUCUGUACGGAGGAAUUCUCCAUGGUGGUUGUGAGACUGACUGGAGCCAUAUCGCUAGAGUGCUUGGCUGCCGCCGAAUCGUCUCAAGCACGGCCUUGGGACGGGUAUGGAGCAGGAGAAAAUGCCUAUGGCCUUGGAGCUCGGUUGCUCCCAAGGUGGCAAAGUACGAGUAGGGUACCUCCCACAUGCCAAACAACAGCAUUGGAAGAGGGUCCAACAUCUCCAGCCAAGGCUCUGCAACCGCUAGCGCAGGGAAAAAGCGGAUGA